Alligator sinensis (Chinese alligator) is the source of this 2002-nucleotide messenger RNA. RefSeq names its product PGAM family member 5, mitochondrial serine/threonine protein phosphatase (gene PGAM5). The record is from RefSeq and is a predicted model, not a curated record. Gene Ontology annotation, cellular component: mitochondrion. Gene Ontology annotation, biological process: positive regulation of mitochondrial fission. NCBI's taxonomy places the organism in Eukaryota, Metazoa, Chordata, Crocodylia, Alligatoridae. The transcript is spliced from 6 exons. Bases 1 to 828 code for a protein of 275 amino acids.
AUGGAAUGCAAUGAAAUGCUAGAGGAUGCCAUAGAGAAUGGUGUUCUUGCCUGCAGGUGUCUGUUAGCCAGUGCUUCCAGCAAACAGCUACAACAGAUGACUGCACAAGUAUCUCUGUUUGUGCUACCAUUCCCUCUUACACUGGUUGCUAUACGUGAACCACUGGCUCUUGUUAACCUGAAAAAGAAACAUGAAGAGACUGGGGAAGAGGAGCUUGCUUCUCGCCUGAAUCACUGCAAACCAAAAGCUACCAGGCACAUAUUUCUUAUCCGCCAUUCUCAGUACAACUUGGAUGGCCGAGCCGAUAAGAAUGGAACUUUGACCCCCCUGGGUCGUGAACAGGCUGACCUGACUGGGCACAGGCUGGCAAGCCUGGGGUUGAAAUUUGAGAAGAUUAUCCACUCCUCCAUGGCCAGAGCUACGGAAACUACAGAAAUCAUCAGUAAAUAUCUUCCGGGGGUCAAAAAAAUUAGCACUGAUCUGCUGAGAGAGGGAGCUCCUAUAGAACCGGAUCCUCCAAUCUCUCACUGGAAGCCGGAAGCUGUGUAUUACGAAGAUGGGGCUCGCGUUGAGGCUGCCUUCCGAAAUUACAUUCAUAGAGCAGAUGCAAAGCAAGAAGAAGAUAGCUAUGAAAUCUUUGUCUGUCAUGCAAAUGUGAUCCGCUACAUAGUUUGCAGAGCAUUACAGUUCCCCCCAGAAGGCUGGCUUCGGAUGUCCCUAAAUAAUGGUAGUAUAACACACUUGGUGAUCCGUCCAAAUGGAAGAGUGGCACUUCGAACGCUUGGUGACACAGGAUUCAUGCCUCCAGAGAAAAUCACACGCACCUGAGUUAGUACCAUUGAUGGCCAUUCUGGAGCUGCCUCUAGUCUCUGCACUAGUAUGUUCAGCUACAGUACCACUAGAUUUGUUUGUAAUACCAGGUGUGAUGCUGUUAAAAUUGUAUUCUAACUUCCUUUCUCCUUCACACAUGCCAGGCCUGCCUUUCAGUCUAGAAAAGAAGAGAUUCCAUUUUACAUAUGAAGAGAUAAAGUUGCUCACUUAAAUCCAGCAUCCUUGCUCUGAGCUAUGGAGUAUGGAAAGACUUAAUAAUUUUGUUCCCAGUGCAACCAGGCAUGCCAACUGCCUGGCUGUAAAGUGAAAGGGUCCUCUUCCCUCUUUAACCAGAGCUUGGGUUUUUUCCAAGGACUUUAUUUUCCUUGUGGUAAGGAGCAAAAUGUGCAGAUCCUGCUGAGAGCACCCUCUAUCACGCUAGGCUUGAUAUUGAAGACGAGCAAAGCUGCUUAACUCUUGCAGAAGACAUGGAUGAUUUGUGUAGAAGUUCUGCUGUACAGUUAUGAGUGGCUGUGCUUUCAGUGAACUGGUUUGUGUGUUAGAGAGGGAUGUCGCACAACUCUUCUGCUUGCUAAAGUUAAAUCACUGCUUGUCAGUGCCAAGUUAUCAAGGGAUUAUAGACAUUCACACUCCAGAACCUUCUAGGGGAAUACAUUCAGGCAAAAAGUUCAUGUACUUUUUAUAGAAAACUAAAGCUGAUAUUCAAGGGUGAUGCAGCACAUGCUCUGUUCUCUUCAGGGUGUCUUAAAGGUGGCAAACAUGGACCAGAUAAAUGCUUAGGGUGCUGAAAGCUGUCAUGCACCAAAAACUAGGGUCCCUAAACUUAAUUGGGUGAUGGUAGAAUCUGUCAAGCCUGAGAUUUCCUUUUAAAAAUCUCUUUGUAAUUAGUUUAUUCAUCUCUCUUUCUCCAUUGUCAGCCAUCCAAAGCUUUAAUCAUGGAAGUCAUUCUCUAGGAAUUCAUGCAGCUGAAACCAUGAGCUUGAUGCAAAAUACUGUGUGACACAGAUGACAGUUCAGUAAAACUGGGACUAGUAGAGCAGCUAAGUCCUGCAGGAGAAAAAUGCACGUGGGGGAAAUUAAAUGUGGGGUUGUCAAAUCAAUGCAAGAAACUGUAAUGUAUCUACUUUGUUGGCUUUUUAAACAUUUUUUGAAUAAAAAUAACUUGUCUGGC